Soboliphyme baturini is the source of this 424-nucleotide messenger RNA. The record is from the annotation of a GenBank genome assembly. NCBI's taxonomy places the organism in Eukaryota, Metazoa, Nematoda, Enoplea, Dioctophymatida, Soboliphymatidae.
GGUGGAAGGUCGUGCUUUAUGGCGGAGGUCUUUGGUUGUCGGGCCUGGCUGGUCAUAGAGCAUUUAUGCGUCAGAGACGAACUAAUUUGUUGGAAGACAACGAUGUGCGUGUUGCUCUCCAGCCGUUCCUCUUCGCUGAAAGAGACAGACUAUGGCUGAAGCUGAUGCGUAGAAAUCGCGAUAUUGAGAAUGAGGUGAUGAAGGAUGUGCCUGGCUGGAAGACAGGAACGUGGUACGGAGAACCGGUUUAUUUCACCUUGCCGAAGGACAAAUGGUGGGACCCUGAGAUACCUGAACCAUACGUUCACCUGCGUUGGCGCGAUAUUCAGAAGCACUUAAACUUUCGUGAACACGAUGAAUAUGCCGGUCCUCACUGGUGGGACAAAUACAUGCCGGACAUCGUCAAUGACUGGAUUAGAUGAUC